Messenger RNA from Plasmodium knowlesi strain H, 4596 nucleotides. RefSeq names its product conserved Plasmodium protein, unknown function. The transcript has a single exon. Lineage: Eukaryota; Apicomplexa; Aconoidasida; Haemosporida; Plasmodiidae. The coding region runs from base 1 to 4596 and encodes 1531 amino acids. The record is from RefSeq and is a predicted model, not a curated record.
AUGAAUUCCAAGAUACUGGAUGUGCUAAACCUGAUCGACGAGAAGUCGUUCAAGAAAUGCGAAAAAGUAAUAGCAGCAGGGCUGAAAACAAAGAAGAAUGAGAAGCUGUAUCUGCUCUUGAAGUGCCUUCUGCACUCGCACGUGAACGAAAUGGACGAGUGUAAACAGAUAUUGGAGACUCUGGAAGUGGAUGACUCCGAUGAAAAUGUGUUUUACAUAUUAAGAACCAUAUACACGAAUAUGAAUGAAGGUGGAAAGUUAAUCCAUUUGUAUGAAGAGAAAAUAAAGAAGGCCGAAUUGAGUAAAAAAGGGCUGAGCAUCAUCAAUGGUAACGUAGGUAACGUUGGGAACAUCAUCGUAAGCAAGAGCAAUAAUAACAAUAACAGUAGCAGCAGUAACAACGUGAAAGUCGCGCAAAAGGAAAAAAUUGAUGUGGAGAUGAUUAUAAGGAACCUUUUUGAUUAUUGUCUAAAUACGAGCUUUUUCAAAAAAGGAAGUAAUUUUUCCUUAAAAUUGUAUAAGCAGACAAACGAUUCAAAGUAUCUUCUGUACAACAGCUACCUCAUAUACAUGAACAACUCGAACAACAACACACUAGUUUACAAUUUGGCACUCAACUUUUUAAAAAAUUAUAAAUGUUACAGUAAUAAUAAACUCACAGAGAACUUUUCCUUUUUUUUAGUAUUUUUUUUUAUUAACAUAAAAUUGAGAAAUUAUGAAGAGUGUGUCAAAAUUUUGGAAUACGCCAAGAGCAACAAUUUUUUUCUCAACCCAUUACAGUACCAGGUAUACAAAUUGUACAUACAAUUUAUUUUCAAUAAACUAGACAGCUGCAUUGACGUUUUAACAGAACUGAUAAAGGAGCUACCAGAAAACAGCGACUACUACAUCCUCUACAUGGACCUCAUCAUUUAUCUACUAAACAAACAUAACCCAGAUAUGAAGGUCGAGAAUAUUUUCAAUCUGUACAAAAACGAUUUGAUGUACUUGGAGUUUUUUCAAAAAUGUUUCAUACAUAUUUGUAUUCAGAAGGUUAAGGCGUUUCCCGACAAUAUUUAUACCUUUUGGAAUUGCAUUGAGGAGGAUGGGCAGGACAGGUCGGAUGGUUCGAGAGGCUCCUGUAGCUACUACAAAGAUGUGAUGAAUUUGGUUCUUUCGAUGGACCAGAUGAAUAUCAGUACGCAGCAUGACGUGAGAGAUGGAGAAAACGACAUGGAAGGUAGUGGCGCAGAUGGUGAAAGUGGCCCGAACGAUUUGGGAAGUGACAAUAGUGACGCAGAAAGUAACCAUCACAAGGGGAGAAACAAACAUAAGGGUAGGAGGGAAUGCCACAGCCCCAUCGAAAGUAUAACGAAAAAAUUGGACAGCCUAAUAGAGGACUACAAAAAUGAUGUUAUGAAGAUUUACAAAAACCACGAUGUAAAGGUGUACUUAUACAUGCUACUCUCCUUUAUGCUAAAAGAGAGCAAAAAUUAUAACAUGUUUUACUCAAUUAAAAAUCACCUCAGCCUUUUGAAGGACGAUAUGAUAGCUAUCCUCAUUGUGUUCAUAAAAAUUAUUUUGAAAAAACUAUACGUAGCUAUUAGCACCGAAAUGAAGGCCUUAUCGGUAGGAAAUUUGCCUGGAAACGAAUUGAAGAAAGAAAUACAGAAAAAUAUUUUAUUAUUCUACAAGCAGAUUUACAACUUUGAAAAACUCCUUUAUGUGUUGUAUAAGAAGGAUGUACACGAAUCCUUUAAUCGAGUCUUUUCUAUGUUCAUUCAAGUCACCAAUAAUAUGGACUUAAAACUUCGGGAUGAUAAUUUCGUUGUGUUAUUGGUAGAAAUGGCUUUAUAUCUAGACAAGUAUAACCUCUGUCAGCCUGAGGAGAAGAACAGUUUCGACCAGACUGUGGCGCACAUGCAUAAUUUGGUCAACAGUAGAUGCGAGGAGUUGAACCUCGGAGGGUGCAAAAGCGUCGAUGAAUUUCUUGGCCCCAUUGGCUCCUACGAAUGUGCAGUAGUAGAGGGUGAGGAAGGUACGAAUGGGGCAAAUGGAAAAAAUGCACAGGAAAACAAACCAGAAGCGUACCACAUACCGAAUGUACAAAAUAGAUACACCACCAUUUUUCAGAUGAACGAUGAAGAGAAAAACGAAAGGGAUAUCCAAUUAACCAACAGGGCAUAUUACAUUGCCGCGUUGAGUGUACUAAAGUACUCAUACAAUUAUCGAAUUCGCAUGACGGAGAAGGAGAAUGAAGAAAAGAAGGUGAAACCCAUUAUAAACAACGAUUACAUAAAUGUGCUUGUCUUGAUGAUCUACCUGAACAACAUAAUUGGAAAUUUCACCAAUUUCUCAACCCUGAUUGAUAAGCUAAACAUAAAGAACAUCCAACUGAUUACGUAUUCACCAAUUUUGUUCAUACACACGUAUAGCUAUUCCUACUUUAAAUAUGCAGAAAAUUUGCUAAAAAAUAUUUUGAACUAUUAUAAUGUUCAGCAGGGAAAUUUGAAGAACUCCAUCUCCAAGUGCUUUCAAAAUAAUUCUAUCUUUAAGGUGAACGAAAUUGUCAAUGCAUAUUUUUUGAAUUCGUCGAAUAUCAUUUUUUAUUUUAUUAAGUUGUUAUACAUUUUUAAGAAGCAGCUCGAGGCACCCAGGGGUGGGUUUCACUUCAAUAUAUUUGGAAGCGUGAAAAAGGAUUACGCCAUUCAUAAUGAGUACUGCACCAAGUUUACCCCCGUGAAGGAGAUUUCUAGUGGAAGGAGCAAAAGUGAGAAACCAAGUGGGCAGAGAAAGUCUGCCAACGCAGAGAUAACAGGUGCUAAGGAUGACGCCUCCAAUUCUAAGAGCAAGAAGAGCCAUCCUGACAAUGAUUAUGAUAGCAACAGUUCCACGAACAAUUUCCCCAUGAGUAACGAAUUCUUCAGUAUGCUAAAACGACUGAAUGAAGACAUUCUACAUGAGGAGCAAGAUUUUAGGAGUAGCUACUCGAAGCUGAUGCUAGACAAGUUUAACUUCCUUACGAUAGACAACCAGACGAUUCUAAUAAAAUAUAACGUGCCCUCCUUCCGGUUUACCCUUUACAAAGCAUAUGACAGCUUCUUUUACAAUCACAUUUUGUACGAGACGCUACCCCCCCUGGAAGAGUUUCAAUUCCUCAAGGACAUCAAAAUAUUAAACACAACCGAAGCGAAUAGUGUCAAUCUGCUGAAAGACAUAAAGACAGUGUACCCAAUGAUAUUGCUGUCCAAUUUUUAUAACUUGAAGGGAAGCGUUUAUAUAACUAGCCAUGAAAGCAUACUUGAUUGUAAAAACAUGGGGGAUGUCCUUGGGCAUAGUGAUAAAAAUGUUUCGCAGGCACGUUCGCCAGAAUGUGCGCAGAGUAUUAACCAAGUGCCUUUUGACAAGAUCAAGGAGCAUGCCAGGUACAGUAUCGGUGAUCACGAAAUUAACUUCUUCAUAAGCAACAACAUUUAUGUAAGUUUCGACAAGGACAACUACAACUACCGCAAUAAAUAUAUCUUCAAGUCGAACAAACCAAAGUUCCAAUUUAAUGAUCAUUCCCUUUCUUCUCCUUUCAACAUUUGCCUAACCGAGCUGUUCAACUACCCCAUCCAAACGCUCUAUUUAAAUGCAGUUAUUCUUAAUACUGUCAUGUAUUUGUUUCAUAAAUCCUUUUAUUACUUCGCCGUCACGGAUGAAGCCAAGAAGAUGAAAAUGAUGAGUAAGGCUAAGUGUGCCUUCCUCUAUCUCACCUAUAUUUUCUCGUAUUAUCAGUUAACGGAGGGUCUAUCCAAUGGGGAUCUUCUUUAUAUGCAAAAGGAACUGGAUGACUUUACCGCGGGGGUAGACUCGUCACACUUGAAGAGGGAAAACGAUCAUGUGAAGAAUAACGAGAACGCAACUCCCAACCAAGUUACCCCAUCAGCCGAAUCUCCCACACGUAAUGAUAAAAAGGCAGCGGGUAAGAAUUACAUCCCAAUCGACUCAGUCUUCAAAAAGAAAUAUGGACAAGAUAUUUUCAAAAAGUACGAAAUUAUGCAGGCCGCCUACCAUAAUGACAUAUAUAGCAAGAACGCCGCCCUGCAUUAUAGAAGUAUAUUGCUAAAUUUAAAUAUGUACAUAAGAAUCCUUGCUGGGGAUAGUAACGUGAAGGAUUUCACCGACAAGCUCCAAUUUUUGGAUAACAUAAUUUACCUCAACGUAUCCAAUGAAUUAAAUGUCUUCAAGCAAAUUUUAGCAAAGGACGAUUCAUACCAGAUUAUAAACAUGUCUUGUUUGUUCAAGCAAUAUAACUAUCUUGUUCACAACGUUACGAUUAUAACCUUAAUUAUUCAGUCGAUUUACAACCAUGGAAGGAAGAAAAUCAGCAGUGAAAAUAACAUGCUUAUCAAAACUUACCUUAUGAGGAAAGUUGCACUUUUUUCCGAUGUAAAUAAAAACUUGCUUUCUCUUUCCGAGGGGCUCGACAAAUAUAAGUCCCUGAAUACAUCUGACGUUUUGAAAAAUUUCGAGCUGGAAUUGGUAGAUGAAAUCGCCGCAUCGUGUAAACAGCAUGUUUUGAAUUUGUACAAUUUGUUCAACGGGAAGAUGCUCAUUAUCAAGUCAUACUUGUGA